Postia placenta MAD-698-R-SB12 is the source of this 1885-nucleotide messenger RNA. RefSeq lists its product as hypothetical. The transcript is spliced from 2 exons. The record is from RefSeq and is a predicted model, not a curated record. Bases 1 to 1671 code for a protein of 556 amino acids. NCBI's taxonomy places the organism in Eukaryota, Fungi, Basidiomycota, Agaricomycetes, Polyporales, Adustoporiaceae.
AUGAACGACGACACCGCCGCGCUUGAAUUGAGGUCGUUCAAUCAUCAGCUCAGGCGCAUGGCCCAGCCUACGCCUGGUGUGAAAGACCGUCACGCUGUCCCGCCGAUAACGCUGGUCCCAGACGACGUGCUGCAUACCAUCUUCCAUUUCGUAGCCGAAUACUCCUACAGCCGCAUCGCAUAUGUCCCCAUCGGCAGAGAACGCGGACCCAGAGACGGGAUAUGCGUCGUAUCCCACGUCUGUGGGUACUGGCGUAGACUUGCUCUCAAUGAUCCUCAGCUAUGGGGGUACAUCGUGCUCAACCCCGACUCUAGCCUAGCCUUCUUGCAAACGUACCUUGAGCGAUCAAAGGACGCUCCCUUACGCAUCAGAUUGGAAGGCACGAGACCCACAUUCAACAGGAACAUCGAGAUUGACCUCAGAGCUCGUCUCUUGGCGGACCAUGUGCAUCGCAUCGUCGAGUUCAGAGCAGUGGAGUUCAGGCCUACCGAAAUGAAUACCAUACUCAAGUGGUUCAAGGGUGCAGCGCCGCGCCUACGCUGCCUCAUGCUCGAAGCCGACUCCCAACUUCUACAACCUGCCGUGUUCUCUGGCAACCUGCCUGCGCUGCGCGACAUCUACGUGAAGGGCGUCUCGAUGCCUUGGCAGCCAUAUCAAGAUCUCACGGACCUGCAGCUGAACGACCAGCUCGUACCAUCGAUGGAGAAGCUGGUGUGGACGUUACGACACUGUCCUCGAUUGAAGUCGCUCAAACUUGGAUUCCUUGACGCUAUGAUUCGCCAGGACACCGGGGAGCAACUUUGCUCUGUAGAACCGGUUGCUCUCCCUCGUCUUGAAGAGCUGUUCCUACGCUCUCACGUACAAGAGGACGUCGUCGACCUCAUCUCCUGUCUCAGAUUCCCUGACACCACUUCCGUCUCGCUCAAGCUACUUGGUUGGCACCGCCAUACCAUCGUAGACCUCCCGAAGGAAUGUCCUUCGUUAAGUGCGAUCACCUCCAAGGUGAAGGGCCUUUUCUUGGAGCUGACGGGCUGCGACGCCUGGUCGGCCAGCAUCGUCAUGACCUCCCGCAAACCCGAAUUCAAACUGCAGUGGGAAUGGUACCAAGAAGGGAAGAACAACGAAAUGGUCGACUUCAUUGGGCUGUCCCCUACAACGUUCCCCGCCUUGGAAGCUCUUGUGAUCAUUGCGACAUCGUACCAGCUCGACGUGCCACACUGGCGAUGCAUACUCUCUGCCUUCCCCUGCCUAGUGUACCUGAAGCUCGACAUCAGUAUGUCGAUGAUCGCUAACUUCUGGACGGCCCUCGUACCGAAAUUUCCACGGAACGAAAAUAUGCUUGAUGCGCUCGUGGUUCCUGCCCUGCGCUAUUUGAAAGUCGAGCGUAUGGAGGAGCAGGAAACUGUUUUCAACGUACUUGGCGAGUGCUUCCGCGCCCGCGCCAACCGCGGCUGCCGCUUGCGCACCCUCGACUUGGUCAUGAGAUCAGGGCGAGCGUUCCCACCUACGGUCCUUGACAUUUUGACGGAGAACAUCGGGAAGGUCAAUAUCACCUACGUACGGAACCCAUACAGCUUAGACGAAGGGGAGGCGCACCGUGCUGGUUCAUCCCGCAAUUCCUCCCAUCCGAGACGCGAGCCAUCGAUGUCCCCUUCUAUCCUACGGCCGUAGAGCCUUGCGGGAGAUAGAAGGAAGGGCCUCGCCGCUAGGUAUCAAUCGUACCUUGGUGAAUUUUAUCUGGUGGAUCGGAGCUCAAAGGACCAAGACAGUUACAAAAUCAGCUCAAUAUUAUGUGUAUGUACAUGUACAGUACUUUUACAUAAGAGUGCCUAAUAUCGGUGGCCUGCGAUACUACGCACGGCCCAUGUCGAGUUUAUGUCCCGAC